This is a messenger RNA of Lates calcarifer (barramundi perch), 5574 nucleotides long. Its product is annotated as NACHT, LRR and PYD domains-containing protein 3. The record is from RefSeq and is a predicted model, not a curated record. The transcript has 12 exons. Gene Ontology annotation, molecular function: protein binding. The coding region runs from base 16 to 3627 and encodes 1203 amino acids. Lineage: Eukaryota; Metazoa; Chordata; Actinopteri; Centropomidae.
CCAGACUUCCUGCAAAUGUGUGGAAAAUGUAGACUGAGUGAAGGUCUGAAGAUGAGUGAAUGUGGAUCUGACAGAGAUUCAGCACCUUCAACAGUCUGUUUUACAGCUGAGGGGACUGACCAACAUGGAGAAAAUCCCCAGCUCUUUAACACUGAGGCUGCACAUGCACAAACAAGACUCAAAGACCCGAAGAUGCAUAAGAGUGGAGCUAAGAAGGGCUCAGCAUCUUCUACAGCCAGUCAUCUUUCUGCUAAGAGUGAUGAAUCAAAAGAAUAUCCUCCAUUCUUCAGCAAUGAACCCAGCCCUUCAAAGGAAAGAUUCACUAAAGACCUGGGGAUGGAUAAAAGUGGAGCUGAGAGAGGAUCAGCAUUUUCUACAGUUAGUCAUCUUUCUGCUAAGAGUGAUGAAUCAAAAGAAUAUCCCCCAUUCUUCAGCAAUGAACCCAGCCCUUCAGCAGGAAGUGACGACACCUCAUUAAACAUCCAGCAGAGUCCAGACACCCUGAAGGUAUUUGAAUCCAAAGCCAUGGACUUUUUAAAGCAAGCCCUCAGAGUACAUACGAAGGUCCUUUCUGCAAAACACAAAGGACUCUUUCAGGAAGACAACCAAGAGGAUGUGCAUGAUGAUCAGCCAGUUGUGUUUGAUGAAGAAAUAAAUGAAGCAGCUCUGAAGAUUGCCCUACGUAUCUUAAGGACCAUGGACCAGGAAGAACAUGCUCAAACACUGGAGCAAAGUCAUUAUGGAGAACUCGUUGUGUACCAACAGAAACUAAAAUCUUUCCUGAAGAAGAAAAAUGAGUACUUGUUCCAAGAGAUAAAUACACAACAAUGUCCAGUGCCACUCAAACAGAUUUAUAUUACGCUCUAUCUGAUAGAAGGCGACAGUGAAAAUGUCAACAGUGAACAUGAAGUGAGACAAAUUGAGAAAGCCUUUAACAAACGGAAGUCUGUGGAAAUUCUGAUCAGUUGUGAGGACAUCUUCAAGCCCUUACCGAAACUAAACAAACCAAGAGUGGUGCUCACCAAGGGAAUAGCAGGCAUCGGCAAAACCGUGUUGUCCCAGAAGUUCAUGCUGGACUGGUCAGAGGAGAAGGCCAAUCAAGACAUCCAGCUCCUGUUUUCACUUCCUUUUAGGGAGCUGAAUUUGCUUAGAAAUGAAAAAAGAAGUUUGAUGGAGCUUCUGUAUGACUUUGAUCCAGACCUGAAAGUAUCUGGAAUCAAAGACCUGAAGGCGUACAAAGUCCUGUUUGUAUUGGACGGUCUUGAUGAAUGCAGACUCUGUCUGGAUUUUGAGGGAAAUGAUAGAUGUCAUGAUGCUACACAGUCUGCCCCAGUGGAGGUGCUGCUGACAAACCUCAUUGCAGGUAAUCUGCUGCCAGAAGCUUAUCUGUGGAUAACAACCCGACCUGCUGGAGCCAGCUGUGUCCCUUCACAGUAUGUUGACCGGGUGACUGAGAUACGAGGCUUCAGUGACCUACAGAAAGAGCAGUAUUUCCACAAGAAAAUUGAGGAUAAAAACUUGGCCAAAAGAGUCAUUGCAAAUGUAAGGUCUACCAGAAGUCUCUACAUCAUGUGUCAUGUGCCAGUGUUUUGCUGGAUUUCUUCUAUUGUCCUGGGAGAAAUGUGCGCUAAAGCAGGAGUAGGAAAGUUGCCAAAGACUUUGACUCAGAUGUACAUCCACUUUUUGGCACAUCAGACCACACAGAUGCGUGUCAAGUACUCUGAGAAGCAAGAACUGGACUCCCAGGGGAAUAACAAGGUGAUUAUGUCACUUGGGAAGUUGGCCUUCCAGCAGCUGGACAAAGGCAACCUGAUCUUCUACGAGGAGGAUCUCAGAGAAUGUGGUAUUGAUGUCCAAGAAGCAUCUGUCUACUCUGGAUUGUGCACUCAAGUCUUUAGGGAAGAGUCCUGCAUGCAGAAAAAAGUCUUCUGCUUUGUACAUCUGUCUGUCCAAGAGUUUCUCGCAGCUUUGUACGUUAAUGUUACGUACAAGGUCAGUGGUGAAAACCUGAUGACCAAAGAACCUGAACCAUUCGCCCAAACAAAGCCUGUAUCUGAGCUGCACAAAGCUGCAGUGGACAGAGCUUUAAAAAGCGAAAACGGUCACCUGGAUCUCUUCCUGCGUUUCCUCCUCGGACUGUCUCUGGAGUCCAAUCGGAAUCUGCUCAGAGACCUGAAGAUUCAGGUAGAAACCUGCGACUCCCAAAGUCAUUUGGAAACCAUCGAGUACAUAAAGGAGAAAAUAAGUCAGACUCAUCAUACGGAGAGGUACAUCAAUCUCUUCCACUGUCUGAAUGAGUUAAACAACCACUCUCUGGUGGAAGAGAUCCAGAGCUACUUGGAGUCAGACCAAGACUCAGUGAUGGACGAGCGCUCUGCAGCUCAGUGGGCAGCUCUGGUCUUUGUGUUGCUGACCUCACCGGAGAAACCAGAAGAGAUCCACCUCAAGAAAUACUCCAGAACAGAAGAGGGCCUUUCCAGGCUCCUACCAGCCAUCAAAACAUCUAGGACAGCAAUGUUGAAUGAUUGUAAUCUUACUGCACACUGCUGUGAGGAGCUGUCCACAGUCUUCAGCUCAUGCUCUAUGGAGCUGAAUCAUUUAAACUUAAGUGACAACAACAUAAAAGACUCAGGAAUUGAGUUUCUCUGUGCCGGACUCAAGAGUCCACGUUGCAGACUGAAGACGCUGAGGCUCAACAGAUGCAGUCUCACCUCCAGAUGCUGUAAAGAUCUGGCUUCAGUUCUGAGCUGUCCCUCAUCACGUCUUGAAGAGCUGGACCUGAGUGACAAUGACAUCGAAGACUCAGGAGUAGAGCUGCUCUCCACCGGACUGGGAAAUGUGUGCUGUAAACUGAAAACCCUAAGGUUGUCGUUCUGUAGCAUCACAGAGAAAGGUUGUGGUUUCUUGGCCACAGCAGUAAAGUCCAACGCUUCCCACCUGGAAGAGGUGGACCUGAGCUACAAUCACCUUGGAAAGUCUGGAGCGACGCUCAUCUCCGAGGCUCUGGUGGAAGGAAAAUGUGAAUUUACUAAACUCAGAGUCGACCACAAUGCAGAACACUGGUAUAAACCAGGACUGAAACGAUAUGCAUGUGAGCUCACAAUCGAUCUCAACACAGUUCACAAACUCCUCAUCCUCUCUGACGGGAACCGAAAAGUUACCCAGGGCAGAACGAAGCAGCCAUACCCCGAUCACCCUGACAGGUUUGACUACUGGACCCAGGUCCUGUUCCAGCAGGGCCUGGACAGCCGCUGUUACUGGGAGGUGGAGUGGAAAGGACACUGGGCCGGGAUCGGAGUGACCUACAAGGAUAUCAAGCGCAAAGGGCCGGAUAACAACUGUGUGAUUGGAUACAAUAAAAUCUCUUGGAGUAUCCACUGUUGUGAUCAUGGCUAUCGUGCUUAUCAUGACUUCAAGGGCAUUGUCCCCCAGGUCCCUGUGGCUGGUUGUCACAGACUGGCGGUGUAUCUGGACUGGGACGGAGGUGUCCUGUCUUUCUACAGAGUCUCUCCUGAGGGGUCACUGACACACCUUCACACCUUCGUCUCUGAAUUCACUGAACCUCUUUAUCCAGUUUUCAGAGUGUGGGGCAAAGGCCACUCACUGAGGCUGUGUCAGGUGAAAUAAUCUGUCAAAAGGAAAAAGGCAUGAACAGUCAAAAUGAUCAACUGUAAAUAGUGUACUUUCUUCUGAGAGAAAACAGCUUAAAACCAUUUAAACCAAGACGUUUUUAAAAAUAGUUUUGAAUUAUUUUUUGUGCAUUUUCAGCCUUUAUUAGGUAGGUGUAGUAGAGGGAGAUGGGAAAUGAUGGUAAAGAGCAGGGGAAAGACAAGCAGUGAAGGGUCAGUCUGGGCGGAAGUCAGCCCAGGAACCAGUUGCUCAGGGCAUGCGCUCAUGUGGUAACUAUUCAACCUAACUAUUCGGUCAAUGAGUUGCCCCAAUUUAAAGUUUAAACAUCUAACAAGUAGGAUUGAACUGAAUGUUUUGAGCCCUCAAAGCUUCUACUGUUGACAUAGUAAUCAAUGUCCAAUACUAUUAUUAUAUAUGCAUUAACACAAAAAUUCCAAAUAGCCUGUGUAAUAAGAAAUCGUAAUCAUUAUUCGUUAGUAUUAUAUAAUUAUUAUUUUACAAGUGUGACAGCUUCUUGGUGUGAGAUCUGGAUUGUUUUUCUGUCUCCACAUGGCAACAGCUUUUUAGACUGUCCAUACAUCCAUCCGUACAUCCGUCAGUCCCAUUCUUGUGCACACGGUAUCUCAGUAACACCUUCAGGGAAUUUCUUUAAAUUUGAUAACAUUCAGCAUUUUCCCCAAGUCUGUGGAAGACUUGAUGCUUGUAUAUUUUCAACUAAAAAUAUAAAAUUUAACAUAACUUUGGACCAUUAUUAUUACCAUAUAUGUCAACAUGUAGAUUCAGCCGGUCCUUCAGCUAGUAUAUUAGUACUAUUAGUACAGUACAGUACUAAUGAAUCCCCCCCAAAACUGGAAAAGGUAACAGAGAAAAUAAAUAAACAACAUCCAGAAAACUUUAAGACAAAUCUUAAAUUCUAAAUAAAUCCUAAAUAAAUUCACUGGAAACCGACAGUAACCAUUAGAUCUGGGAAAAGUCUUUAUGUUGUUUUUUCUCUCCACAGUGAUUUUUGAUGAAUUUGGCUUAGGUGGUUCCCAAAAUGGCUUGGGUGCUUGGGUGCUUGGGUAGGAAACACCCUGACAUUCACUUGGACUCAAGGAUGACCUGAUUUGAUUUUGGUGAUCAGAGGUCACUGAUCUCACAAAAUGUAUUGUUGGCCUCUUGGAUGGGAUACCUCAAGACUGCUCUGAAGGAAUUUCUUCAAAUUGGCACAAGCAUCCCCUUGGGCUUGUUCUUGGCCAUAACUUAUGUAUUUAUACACCAAUUAACUGACAAUGGAGACAUAUGCUGGUUUUUGAUUUGUUUUUGCUUGUUCAUUGUAGAUGCAUUAUCUAACACUAAGCUAGGUAGGAAACUAAUGUGCUUAUACCUGUUGAAAGCUAAGGUUCCUAAUGCUUUUACACAUGGUUGUUUCAUGACUUCAGAUUGUUUUUGGUAGGUUGUUCAAAGUAAUUGCUAAGCUAAGUAAGUUGAAGGUAGCUGGCUGUCUAGGUGGUAGUUAGGGUCAAGUAAAGGAUGUGGUGUUCAGACUGUUUUUUUUAGAGUAGAAACUGCAGUGUUUGUUAGGACAUUUGCAGGUUGUGACAGUGAUAGCCUUAUGUGUCCAUAGUGUGUGUGUGUGUGUGUGUGUUCCUGUGUGCGACCAUCACUGAUGAGUUCAAACAUCUAAACUUUAUAUGAAAUUCUUGAUAUAAUUUAGCUAAUUACUUGUGUAAUUCUGUCUUUUCAGACCUGAUUACUGAGCUAUAUAUGUUUUAUAGAUAUCAGUUUAUAUUUGCAUUUAUCUGUUCUGUAUAGAGCAUUCAUAAAUUGCUGUGGAUUCACUUAAAAUGUAUAUUAAAUCAAAGUAACGAGUGUAUUGGUCUCUGAGUUUCAGUUUUUGUAGAAUAUAACGUCGGUUAAAUUUGUUCUGUUUUUUAUUUAAGGUUAAAUUUCAUUUCAAACUUA